Molecule: messenger RNA, 1085 nt
Organism: Lottia gigantea (owl limpet)
Lineage: Eukaryota; Metazoa; Mollusca; Gastropoda; Lottiidae
Exons: 6
Coding region: 134-799 (221 amino acids)
Biological process (GO): intracellular protein transport; vesicle-mediated transport
Cellular component (GO): cytoplasm
Molecular function (GO): GTPase activity; GTP binding
Source: RefSeq, a predicted model, not a curated record
CGUUAACAAAGUAGGAUGUCGAAGGCUUAUCAGGUUAUUUAUGUCGAUGAUUUUGAGAGUUUAACUUUAUAUUGAAUGUUACAUAAAAUUGGAAAAAGAAAGCCGAUGUUGUGUGGACUACGCGAAUCAAGAAAUGGGUCAGUUUAUGUGUAAAUUAUGGAAGGCCAAAGAGGUCAGAAUUCUUAUGAUGGGUUUAGAUGCUGCUGGUAAAACAACUAUUUUAUAUACAUUGAAAUUAGGUGAAGUUGUUACAACCAUACCAACUAUAGGCUUUAAUGUAGAGACAAUUCAAGAAAAAAAACUAGGUUUAACUUUUACUGCCUGGGAUGUAGGAGGUAGAGAUAAAAUACGUCCAUUAAUGAGACAUUAUUUUCCGAACACAGAUGCCCUGCUAUAUAUAGUAGAUAGUACGGAUGAUGAAAGAUUAGAUGAUGCUCUCAGUGAACUCUGUCAGUGUUUAAAUGAAGAUGAAUUACGUGACAGUAUUUUUAUGUUACUGUGUAAUAAACAAGAUAAACCUAACGCCAUGACUGCAGAAGAUAUUCAUAAAAAAUUCUCUGAAAAGUGCGGAACAAAGAAAGAUAUUGGUGUAUUUCCUGUCAGUGGAAUCAAUAGAGAAACUUUAAUGGAACCAUUAAAAUGGUUAUCAGAGAGAUUGGCUAGUAGACAAACUUGGAAUGUAACCAAAUCUUCUGUAACCGAAGCUAAAGACAUAGUAAAACCUGUAACCAAUCCUGUUGGAUAUUUCAAACAGAGUUGGUUUUAUUUCACAAGUUUAUUCCAAGCAACUGAAAAUUGAAAACAUUAUGUGAUGACAUAAUAAUAUAAUAACACUCCAUUCAGACUGAUUUAUAAUGUGAUAUAACACUCCAUUCAUACUGAUUUAUAAUGUGAUAUAACACUCCAUUCAGACUGAUUUAUAAUGUGGUAUAACACUCCAUUCAGACUGAUUUAUAAUGUGAUACUACGCUCCAUUCAGACUGAUUUAUAAUGUGAUAUAACACUCCAUUCAGACUGAUUUAUAAUGUGAUAUAACACUCCAUUCAGACUGAUUUAUAAUGUGAUAUAACACUCCAUUCAGACUG